This is a messenger RNA of Seminavis robusta, 4838 nucleotides long. NCBI's taxonomy places the organism in Eukaryota, Bacillariophyta, Bacillariophyceae, Naviculales, Naviculaceae. The record is from the annotation of a GenBank genome assembly.
AGAGUUUCACACUCUACUCUAAAUCCGAUUCGAAAUCCUACUCGAAUCGUGGCUUCCGCACCAUUUGCGGAACGCUCCAGCUCCAGUUGUGAGGUUUCAUCCCAGCUACCAUAACAUCGCUACCGUAUCAACCAACCAUGGUGAAGUUGCGCAAUCCGAAUGGUUGCGCUAGUUCUUGCAUUUCAAGAAGUUACCCAAUUUACUUGGUGACAAAGGAAGUCCGCGAAAAGUUGGGAAGGGAUCCACCUCCUGAUGCAGACAGCUAUUACGAUCCCGAAACGGAUUCUGACUACUUCGACUACAACAAGGGCACGGUGUGCAUUCGAGAUUAUGAUGCUGUAGCAAAGAUGGAUAUGGAAGUACAAGACCAGAUAUUCCUGGUGGAGUUUUACGAAAAGGCGCGCAACGGCCAUGCGUACCGUUACGAACAUUUAAAGGUUACGCUGAAGACUGCCAACGAGCGAGAACCCAAACAAGUGAAAGCCCCGCCCCCACCGCCACUCCCAGUAGACAACGUCGAUGUCUCCGACGAUUUCAUUUGUCCUUCGUUUUCCGGCUCUAGUAGCUCUGAUAGUUCUGAGUCAGAAGAAGAAGAGAAGCAAGAGACCGACGAAGAAAUUGCGAAAAGGAGGCUUGUCGCUUCUGGAUGUGAUUCGAAACCAGGGGUGAACCACGGCAAGCUGAACAUUUACUCUGCCUCCCGCGGGAAGCGCCAAACAAGAUUGUCCCAGUCGAGCCAGGGAUGUGGUAAUACGGAUAUUCUCGAGAGGACAGGAAGGCCAGAAGAUCUCAUUGAUCUACUCUUUGAGAAGCAGCCAAACCAGCUCCAGUUUGGUCAUGUUGCUCCGUCGCUGUCGACCUACCUAGCACAGAAGGCAGCAUCAGUCAACUCCUUGCAGGUUAUUGAACUCAACAAUGUCUAUGGGGAUGCUACGAUUCAGCUCUUCAACAAACUGCUGCAGGCAUUCUCCGAGCCAGGUGGCUCCGGUCCUCAGGUUCUUCGAGUUUGCAGCGGUCGGGAUAUGCCCUAUGAUUUCCUGUCGGCCUUGGAAGCAGGGUUUCGUUCCAACAGCUCCAUCCGCACUUUGGACGUGGGUUGCAUGUGGCUUACGCAACAUUGUUGCGAACCGUUUUGUAGGUUUGUGGCAUUGGCCGUCAGCUCACUUCAGAAUCUAACCACCCUCGACCUUUCUGAGACAAAGGCCUGUGAAGAAGACGAUCCUGAUGUUUCCAAAAGCAGGCCUCGCCCAGAAAGCUUGGAUCCUCUUUUAAAUCUCAUGCCAACUCUGAUGAAAUUGACCGCUGUCCAGCUCAGGAGCAGUCGAUUACCGGAGGAAUUGUUCAGUCGGCUUAUUACUGGAGUGUGCGCACUGCCAAUGUUAGAAUACCUGAACCUUGCAUGUACCAAUUGCGGGCCAAAUGCCCUUGUGAGCAUUUCUGAUCUACUGAGAAAGGAUGGCUGCACUCUCAAAACGUUGAACUUGACCGGCAUGUUCAGUGCCGGACAGGGGGGCCAUGAAGCCCCCCCUUCCAAACAAGUGAUCGAUUUCUCUUCUAUUUUUGGAACUCUAGCAGUGAAUACAUCUCUCACCACGCUAAAGCUGGGCGGCAACGAUCUCGUGGCAGGCGGGAUGAAGCAACUUGCGGAAGCAAUGUGCGCAAAUACCUCUCUGACGAAUCUUCAUUUGGAUACAAUCUACUGCACUGACGGGGGCUUUGAAGUCUUCUUCUCGUUACUUCCUAACAUGAGAGGAUUGGUGUUGCUUGACAUAUCCGACAACACGUUUGAAGAAGAAGGUUUGAAUAUCCUUGUGGACAAGAUCGCUUCAACGAAUUUGACGCUACGGCAUGUGGAGGCAGUCGAUGUCCAGAGUUCGGAGACUGCCCUUGGUCGGCUUGUAGAGGUUGUUGCGAAGGUGGAGGAGAUGACAUCGAACGUUUCCCAGCUCGACCCGUCCAAGAUCGAUGAUUGGACAGUGAAAACAAGCUUGUAUCUAAAAGUCAAAGAUGAUACUACGGUAGUGCCGCCGCGACGGUAUGGUGACGGAGAGAAGCCCGUUGGAACGGCUGAAUUUCUUCGAGAGUUUGUUCAUGGCAAGAUUGCCUUGCUCAAGGAUGGGACGGUGAAGCCUUCUGACUGUAUUCUGUUUCUCAAAGCCUUGGAUUCGUCAAAGCCAGGCGUGGAGAUAGAGAUACGACAUGACGAAGACGAAGAGGAAUACAAUCCCGGGCCUGACAAGAGGCAAGAUUUCUAUCUUUUCGCCAGCAGCGGGAAACUAGCGGAUGCAGCCAAAGUCAUCAUGAACCUAGGCAUUCCAAGGGUCUCCGUGACGAACCAAAUUUCCGAUGAGUUCUUCGUUGGUCUGACCACGCAGCUUGAUUGCAAGGAACCAUCAAAUUGUCUAAAGACCCUGAAGAUCAAACAAGUCAAGAUUUCUACGGCGGGAGCUGUCCUGAUGAAAAAAAUGUUGACGGUCUCUUCUUCGCUGGACCAUAUUGAGCUUUCUGAUCUUGUGAGUGACGAUACGCAUGAUCCCACAUUUGUACUUGACGAGGAGAUUCCGAUGGGAACCUUGCCUGCUCUGAAAACCCUCGUUGUUUCCUCGGUGAAGCUCAGCAAAGGUAAUGUAGAGAUUUUGGCAUGGGUCCUGUCUGCUGCCCCCAGCUUAGAGAAGCUAGAAAUGAGGUAUGCCUAUGCCGAAGACGUUGACAAUAUGAAAACGCUCUGUAGAGGGUUUGAAAAGAACGAGUCAUUGCGCUUCCUAAAGGUCAGUUUCGAGAAGGAGACAGAGGGAGCCCUUCUAGCCCUUACGAAGGGUUUCGCCUUUCUCGACAGUGUGGAUAUGGAUAUCCAGUUCAACAAAGUGACCCCAGCGAUACUCGAGGCACUCGGUUCGAGCCUCUUGCGCAAUAAAAGCAAGCGCGUCAAGCUGGUCUUCCAUCACACAUGCGGAGAUGUCGAUGUUUCGCCGCUGGCACGUUCACUCAAGGAAAACCAGUCGCUGAAGACCUUGUCGCUUUAUUCUGGGUUAGAUUGGAAUUCCGCAGGGAAAAUGUUUGAAGAUGCUGGUGUAGAUGCACUGAAAGCAGCUUUGAUUGAGAACCCAACGAUCGAAUCUUUGCACAUCAUGCCGUCGAACUUGACGGCUUCCGCUGCUACCUGCUUCUAUUCGGCCAUUGGUUCUAUGAAAGGUUUGCGGCAAUUGGGUUUUGUGAAAUGCAAAAGGUGCGGUGACAGGGGCGACUGCAAAGCAAAUACUGAUGUACUUGUGGAAGGGUUGCUAGCGAGCGAGACGCUUGAAAAGCUCGCCAUGCAUUACUCUGACGACGAUGCCGUGGAACUUUUUCCGGCCUUGUUACAAAUAUUCAAGGCGGGCGCCCCAGCGACGCUCACGGCGAUUGAUUUGGUCUUGCAUGAUGACGCAUUCGACUUGGACGCCCUCUUUGUGGCCUUGGCAGCCAACACAACUCUGAAGGAGCUCAAGAUUCAAAUGUAUGCCGAGGAGUCGCAUUGGGAGAAGCUAGGAAAGGCAUUGACUCAAAACGACACGGUGGAAAAGCUUACCAUCGUCAACGGUUUCUCUAUCGAUCGAUUCGUGGCUUUGCUCCCAGAGAUGAAAUGCCUGAAAGAACUUCGGUUGGCUGGUGGACACAAACCCGGCGAGAAAAUUGCGGAAAAGGCGAAGGACACACACGUGAACGUUGUUUUCGUAUCAGAAGAAGAUUGAAUGGAGCAGCAACAGGAAGAUUCAGUUCGACAGCCAGAACGGACGAUCUGGCGACUGACGCGAAGACGUCUCCCUUGGACAGCCCGUGACAAAGUGCAAGCCUCCAUCGUGGCAUCGGAGGAGAUGUUGCGACUGAGUAUAUGGCUCAAUUAUUUAAAGUGCGAAACUGCAUGCAUGUCCGUGGCUCCCCAACUCGCGAUGUUUGCCUCUUCGUUUCGGGGCUGACCACUCUCGUAGUUCCGUAACUGCUCGCUAGUAGUAGGAUUGCACAUUGGCAAGGAUGACAUUGGGUCUCCCCUGGCAUUGUCCUGUUUUACCGUAGUGUGUAGAAAAUAUAGCUGCCAGGUACCGGUACGCGGCCUGGAAAGGUGCCCCUCUGGAGCUCAUGUGCUGUGCCAGGCAGUGGCUCUAACGCAGAGUAUUGCUGUCAAGAUAGUUAUGGUCUCGAGAAGAGCGACAAGGGGAGCAACCAUUGUUGUAGACCGUAGUGAUGCCAAGCUCCGCUUUGCCCCUCUGACUGGAAGCUAGUUCAGACCAAUGCUACUGAAGAAAGACUGGGCUCCCAUUGCUGUUUCUGUCGCCGAUCCAGUGGUUGCGUUAUCUUUCGUGUCCAAAAGUGGUGACGUUCCGCUAGUGGUUGCGGCAACGGCUGGUGAUACCUCGGGUGCAUCUUCGUUUGUAGCAGUCGAAGCAUAAUAGGACCCGCCAACAACAGCCCCAUUUGACAUGGUUUCGUCCUCCCAACCCACCAACUCUUCUUCAUCAACCAGGCGCUGAAGCUUUCGCACUAGGCUAAAGCUCACAACCAAACAAGACACUCCGAUGGAAAAGGCGACAAAGAGCUCAAUAGUAACCAGUGUGAUCACCCAGCUCCGACGGAUGGGUGGCAAUGGCAGCCGAUUCGCAUGGGUAGGAUCGGGAGAACGAAAGUUGUAGACAAUCGCUGCUGUGAUGGUCGAAGUGUUACCGCAGAUAUCGCAGGCAGCGAGAUUGGGGUAGGGAGUUUCCACACCAAAAGCUUCUCCAAAGUAAGUGGGGCCACGACGAGAAGUGCUGUCAAUAUCCAUGUUGGGUCUGACAAAGAGCGACAAGGACUGUCCAGAGAGAUAG